UUUACAUGCCGCAAAAUCGACAUUUGAAUUGAAAUUAAUUUAAAGGAUUUCUACGGUAUUAAGUCCCUAAAACGUGUUUAAAAUAAGUGUAAAUUAACCGAAUAAUAAGGAAUUGCUAAAAUGGAACCAACAUUUACUGGACCACCUACUAAUUCCUUAAUGGAUAAAUUUGAGUUAAGCUUCAUGAACUGCAUUCAUUGUUUGACUAAGGAAGAAUCAUCCAGUGGAUCUGAUAAAGAUGAGAUAAAAAUUGAGGUAGAGAACACAAUUGCCAAUUUUAUUGAUCUUGCUAGGCAAAUGGAAUGUUUCUUCUUACAAAAGCGUUUCCAACUGUCAUGUCUAAAGCCUGAGUUGCUGUUGAAAGAGGAAAAUAUAGACUUAAGACAUGAAAUUGCCAGAAAAGAUGAACUGCUUAAGAAACAUUCAGCAAAAAUAGUUAAAUGGAAGGAUUAUUUAAGUGACACAUCUCCAGCUCCAGUAAAUCCUCAAUCGCCAAUGAAUCCAUCACAACUUCCACCAUAUCCACAAAUGCAAGGUCCUCAAUCUAUGGGUCCAAAUAUUUCACACCAACAAAAUUUACCACCUCAAAUGCAUCAGCCUGGAUUUGGCGUCACUCAUCGUCCACCUUAUUCACAGAGCAUGCAAAAUCCAUUGUCAUUCUUAGAAAAGACAACAAACAAUAUUGAUAUGGGUGGACCAUCAAGACCCUGACGGCGAUAAAUACUUUAAAUAAAUAUUUCUGGACAGGCAUUUCAAUUAUUAAUUCUGUAUUUUAAAAUAUCCAAUUAAGCAAAAUGUUGUAAUUCAUAAAAAUAAAAUAAUUUGUGGCUUAUUUUGGCAGACAACAGUUGAUCUU
Molecule: messenger RNA, 856 nt
Organism: Chironomus riparius
Lineage: Eukaryota; Metazoa; Arthropoda; Insecta; Diptera; Chironomidae
Source: the annotation of a GenBank genome assembly